This is a messenger RNA of Erigeron canadensis, 936 nucleotides long. RefSeq names its product nuclear matrix constituent protein 1-like. Bases 1 to 936 code for a protein of 311 amino acids. NCBI's taxonomy places the organism in Eukaryota, Viridiplantae, Streptophyta, Magnoliopsida, Asterales, Asteraceae. The record is from RefSeq and is a predicted model, not a curated record. The transcript has a single exon. Gene Ontology annotation, molecular function: nucleic acid binding; zinc ion binding.
AUGAGAGAUAAUAGAAAUGAAGAUAGUUUCGAUAGAUGGAAGAAAAGCCCUGGAGAUCAAAACUAUCCAAGAAGACAACUUAAGGACAUACAAUGUUAUAAUUGUCAAGAUUUUGGACACUUUGCUGCAAAUUGUCCAAAACCAAACCACAGAGAAGAAAAAGCGAACCUUGUGUUCGAAGAUGGCGAACCAGCACUAUUGAUGGUUACUACUAAGGAUGGAAAGGAGACAACAUCCUUAAAACAAGAGAAACAAAGAAAUGGAAUUCUCAUUAAGGAAGAUGAAAUUCCAAAAGGAAAGUUCGAUGACAUGAGGUCAGAGAUAGAAAGUGAUUUAAGAAGUAAACUAGAGUUUUGGAAGUUUGAAUUACUCCAAGACUUUGAGAUGGAGAAACAAGAGUUCGAGAAGAAAAUGAAAGAUAGAGAGAUAGCAUUUGAGAAACAAAUGCAAAAAGAGUUAGAGAACCUGAAGAAGUUAAGAGAUUGCACAAGCAAAGAGAUAAAAGAGUUAAAGACGAAAAGAGAAGAAUUUGAGAAAGAAAACCAUGAAGUUGUUUCAAAUAAGAAACUACUAAAGGAAGAACCAAGAGUUGACAAUGGCGAAUGCAAGAAGCAUCAAGAGACGCCAUCAAGAGUUCAAAAGGAAAACAAGAUUGAGAAAGACAUCAAGUCAAGAACCGAGAAAGUUGAAUACGAAGAUCGUGAUGCAAGACACACAUUGUUGGAGAUUCAAGACUAUGAGAUGAUACAAAUAAAGGAAGAUACCAACAAAGGUGACAGAGAUAAUCAAGAUAAGAUUGAGAACAAGGAAGAAAGAAGUGAAAUCAAUGAAGAAGUUCAAGACAUAGUUCAUGUUAAAGAUCAAGACAAAAGAAGUGGAAACAAGCCAAAUUUCAAGGAUAAAGACAAUGAGGCGCUUGAAGAAGUGAAGGCAUAG